Messenger RNA from Symbiodinium natans, 495 nucleotides. NCBI's taxonomy places the organism in Eukaryota, Dinophyceae, Suessiales, Symbiodiniaceae. The record is from the annotation of a GenBank genome assembly.
AUGCAUGGAGCCCAGCUUUUCCGGGCCAAGAGGUUGGCCAAACUUGUCAAGGAGGCGAGAUGUCAAAGGCGCCGUGGCAAAGCGAAGCCAACCGGCUGGAACAUGUGGUUGGCUACAGACUCUCCAAGGGAACGGGCGCAUGGAUACUCUAGACGCAAGCAAGACCACGCACAGAGAGAUGGUUCCCGUCCCGAGAUUCUCUUCAGGUCUUGCUGCGUUGCUUCCACACAGCCUUUCCGGGCCAAGAGGUUGGCCAAACUUGUCAGGCAAGCAAGACGUCAAAGGCGCGUUUGCAAAGCGAAGCCAACCGGCGGGGCUACAACUUGGUCCCCGGUGUCCCGCCAGAACUCCAGCACCAUGCUUGCCAUGCUUGCCCACGGGCCGGAACAAGAGGAGCUUGACGGACCCAAGCGUAGGCCAGCUGUCAGAGAGGGCGUGAGAAGCAAGAGAGCACACGUACUUGGAAUGUGUGGGGAUGCGGACACACCCCCCUGA